This is a messenger RNA of Acanthopagrus latus (yellowfin seabream), 4319 nucleotides long. RefSeq names its product neurosecretory protein VGF. The transcript has 2 exons. Bases 593 to 2632 code for a protein of 679 amino acids. Gene Ontology annotation, molecular function: neuropeptide hormone activity. The record is from RefSeq and is a predicted model, not a curated record. Lineage: Eukaryota; Metazoa; Chordata; Actinopteri; Spariformes; Sparidae.
CCUCGCGGAUCCAGUUUAUGAAAAGGAAAUGGAAAUUGUUCAAAUUUGGGGCUGCACGCGGUGGUUUCCUGCCCAAAAUGUGUGCUUGUCUGCAUUCCACCAGUGAGGAGGAACAUGCUCACAUCACACAAGGACAAAUCCGCGUUUCUCGCUGGCUGCUCGUCUUCUUCCUCGUGCAACCAAAAAAAAAAAAAAAAAAGAAAGAAAGAAAGAAAAAAAAAAGGGCUUUACCCCCCCACCCAAAAAAAAACAUAUAACACCGAGCUAAUUUACAAUUUGGAUGGCGCGUUCAGGGACCGGAGGGUUAAAUAACUCAACCGUAGCCACCAGCUUUACGCAUGACUUCCCCGCGCGUGCCGCCUUUGUACCAGUGUCCUGGUCACAUCGCUUGACGCACGGAAUACCAAAAUCAAAGCCAGCAUGGACACAGCUCGGAUCAAUUCGUAUUUCAGUAUUUUUUCAGUAUUUUUUAUUUUUUUUAAAUCUUUUUUUUUAAGAUAAAGACGUUUUACGCAUAAAAUGGCGAGUCCGUGCGUUCUGGUCGGGUUGGACGGAAUGAAGAGGUGCUUAACCUCCCUCCUGCCAGUUCUGCAUGGUCAUGACCUGUCAUCACGCCCCUUCCACAGCCCACCUCGUCCUAUUGGUCCUGCUCAUUGUCACUCCGCAGCUGGCUGGCACCGCCCCUGCGUGGGGUGAGGGAGGGGAGGGAGGGGUGGAGGGGCGCACCCGGACAGACCGAAAAGAGGACAAUCUCGCCCCCUUCCUCUUGCCCCCUCCCCAGAGCCUCUCCAGCCCUGACAACACGUCACUAGACCGGGGCCGGGGCCCGGGUCAAGAUAACCAAUCAGAUAAAUUGACGGACCCUGCGCAGGUGCUCGCCGUUCUUUUGGAGGCCCUGGACCACCCGGGGGAGAGUGAAAUCCAGGCGAGCAGGAACAGAGACUGGGGAGAGGAUCAGAGUCAGGAGCUGCCCUCCACUGAAGGCUUGGAGGGUGGUGAGAUAAGGAGAGCAGGGGAGACAGAGGCAGAGAGGGUGGAGGAGGAGGAGGAGGAGGAGGGGCGAGGGGCUGAUAAGGCUAUUGAACAGCUAAUUGUAGGCCAUUUGACAGCUGCUCAGGGUGAUGACUUAAAAGAAAGGGAUGAGGAGGAUGAAAACACAAGGUCAGAGAAGGAUCGAGGGUGGUCUGUGGAGGAUGUGGGACCUGAUAGCGUGAGUGAGGAGGAAGAGAAGGAAGAGGACAAGGAGCAGAGGGAGGGCGAAGGACAUGAUUUAGAAAGUUUCUUAAACAAGGCCAGAUCAGGUUCCACCUCACAGGGAGAUGAUCCCUCUCUGCAGCGCAAAAUAAGGGGCUACUUCCAAAACAUUGACUUGGGUCUCCAAGAUAACGAGAUCCUGCCUCCUCUGAAGGGCUACAAGGCGUACAAUACUCAGCUGGCGCGUGCCGGGAAGAAGCUGCACUGGCAGGAGAACCGGUCGGGCAACCAAGCCGUCAAGGGGGGCAACUUCAUGGAUGACUUCGAGGAUGAAGGAGAGGAGCUGGAGGAGGAGGUCGAAGAAGAAGAAGAGAGCCUCUCCCACAUGGAAGAGGAGGCCAGAGCACGCGCGGAGAAGCAGGAGGUGCUCCGGCAGCAGGAGGAGGCGGAGCGAGCCAGAGAGGAGGAGCAGAGGCUGGCAGACAUCGCCUCUGACAUGCUGCUGCAGUACAUGGGGAGGAAGCAGCAGUCCUACAUGAAGCCGCGGCAGAAAAGCAGCAUGGGCGCCGCCGGCAACACCGCCGAGGACAAGCGCUCGGAGGAGGUCGUCCCAGACGAAGACGACCUGGACCAGCAGAUGAUCGACAGGCUGAUCGAGAUCAGCAGCAAGCUGCACCUGCCCGCUGACGAUGUGAUUGAGAUUAUCAGUGACGUGGAGGAGAAGAAGAAGAAAAGGAAAGAGUUGCAGCUGCAGCCAAGCAACAGCAACCCUGUCGCCCCGCGCUUCAGGCCUCUGGUACCCCCUCCUCUGGCUGCUCCGCCGAUCUACCACUACACAGCCUCAAAAAACCCCAAGAAAAACCCUUAUAAGUACAACAAGUCCAACAAGAAAUGGCACAAGGACAAAGUCAAGUCAUACAAGCAGGACUAUUGGUAUAAGCCUCAGAAGCAGCUUGACUACUGGUAUAAACCCCAGAAACAGUUUUUAGCCUUCCCCUCCUAUCCAUACUACCAGAAGCCAUAUCGAGCAUACUACCCUGUUUAUUUCCCAUAUCCCAAACCACAAUACUAUGGCAAGCCCGCCCCCUCCAGAGACCAGCCGUUCGGCCCCCAGGAGCUGGACCUCCAGGCCCCGAGGCGCAGGCACAGGGCGGGGGGUAAGAACCGUGGGCAGGGCUGGAGGCAGCAGCCAGCGCCGCGCCUGCCUCUCACCCCUUAUAUCUCUAACUAUAUCCUUCCUCACCCACGGACCUACCAACCCCUACCUCCACCCAAACCAAUAACCCCGCCCAGGAGAGGCAGGCGACCCCCAUACUACUAUCAACAGGUCACACCGGGAGACGACUAUGAGGAAGACGGGCUGGUGCCUCAGCUGGACAGUGAGGAGGAGCUGGAAAACUUUAUUGAGAGGAUCUACAUGAAACGCAGAAUGUAUUGAGAGACUUUUCGGACAUUUUGUCAGCCCAGACAGAUCUCUGACGGAGGUGGGAUAGAUAUACAGUAGCUAAAAAAAAGCUCAAAGGGUGGUUAAAAAAAUUUUGACUCAGAGGAGGAAUGUGUUUUGAAGCCUGAUGGAAGUUGAAGGGUCAGGAAGUGAGGAGUUAGAUUUCUGUUUUAAAUCACUGUUUUUUUUGUGUGUGUUUUUUUGUUGUUGUUGAUUUUGUCGGUCAGGGAGAGGAUGAAGGGUGUCCCAGCUGAAGCUCCCUGUAACCAUGUUCAGCCUCUUGCUCAGUUUACAUUUUGAAACAGAACAUACCAUGGUGUAUGUCUGCCUCCAUUCAGGUCGAUCUCUGAUGCAUUGUUCAGAGUUUUCUAGACUACACACACACAUGCACACACACACAUGCACACACACGCACACGCACACACACACACACACACACACAGGCACAUACAUCGACACGCCUACAUGAUCACGUCUUUGACACGUUCACAUGCAGAUGUGCCCAUUGUAAGAGAACCAUGUUUACAGCAUCACUUUGUAUCUUUUGUGUUAUAUUCUGUAUGUCAUAUUACAAAACCAAUCUGGUUCAAUGACUUCUUCUGAAAACAAAAACAAAAAAAACAACACUGAACACUGCUAUUGUCAAAUGUUGACGGUAUAUUUUUGUUGUAUUUGAUGUGUGUAUUUGCCUUUUCUUAUUCUCGAUUGGAUCAACUUUAAACAGCUGCAAUUUGCAAAAGGUGCCAAACGCACACACACACACACACACACACACGCAUUUCAGUUUCAAACUCCAGAUUCAGAUUUUUGCCUUACAAAGCACCGUGGUUCUAUAAAAGGGAAAGAUCAUAUCGCAUAAGAUUUACCAUCACAGCCGGUCCCAAUGUAGAAACCCUGUGGACUCCAAAAGCACAAACUUUAAACACUAAACACUUCCAACAUGGUGGACAAAGGGUUUUCAAUCAUUAUGGGAUCCAGAAGUUGAUGUGUCGACGGCAUAAUCACCAUCAGCACCACCACACAGCACUCCUCUGACACGCAGGAGUCUCCCAUUGUUCAUCUCCACUUCGCAUCUUCACCCACACGUUGUUCUUUUUACAUCGUUAUCUCCAUUUUUUCCCUUUCUUUCCAAAAAAGAAAACAAAAAAUAAUAAUACUUGAACCCAUCUGUUCUGCAGCCUUUUUUAAUUUAUUUAAAAAAGCGUUUCCACCAAGAGGCUACAAACAUUUUGUUCAUUUUUCCAGGAGAAAUCUCAUUGAAAAGUUUCAGGCCGGGGGAGUCAGGGAUUGUGCUUAAAAAAAAACAAACAAACAAAAAAAAAACGUUAAAUGCACGUCUUUCUACUUGCAUCUUAAAAAAUGAACAAAAAAAAAGAACAAAAAAAAGAGAAAAAAUAAAACAGUAUGGGGAACUCAAGACGGUUGUUUUCUCUGAAUAAACUGUGAACAUUAAAAAAAAAAAGAAAUCUCAAAAAGGAGGAGGGCCACUGUGUCCACAGUGAAGCCAUCUGUCUUGUAAAAGGAGAGUGUUGUUGUUGAUGUCACCUUUAGCAUUGUAAUAUGUACAGUGUGAAAUAAAUAUGCCCGUGCAAUGUGUAAAUAACAGCAUGAUGAUUACUAGUUUUGCUAUAUGAUAAAAAAUAAAAGCAAUUAUUUUAUUAAAGUUCAGUUUUUUAAUGGC